Molecule: messenger RNA, 1433 nt
Organism: Nelumbo nucifera (sacred lotus)
Lineage: Eukaryota; Viridiplantae; Streptophyta; Magnoliopsida; Proteales; Nelumbonaceae
Source: RefSeq, a predicted model, not a curated record
CCCACUUGCUGUUCACACAAUUCUACUAACAAGACAUUACAGCUGCGCAUUGGAAAUAUCUCUGCCAGUUUUGGGUUGGCAAGUGGGAACAGUUUGUGGGUAGAUCCUGAGUACUACAGCAGUGUACUGUGUUCAAGUAUCAAUUUCCGUCUCACCUUGACAAAAUACAUACCUCUUGUAUUUUCUUCCCCCUCGACAUUUCUCCCCCCUCCCUCUCUCUGUGCUUCUCUUUCGAUCUUCUUUCUCUGCAAUCCCCUUCGAAAGAAACAGAAUUUGAGAUAACAAUAAUGGCGAAGAGAGCCAAAGAGAGAAAGAAUGAGAAAGUAGAGCAUGUUCACGUUCCAAAGUUGUGCCAACAAUCCAGAAGCCGUACCCCUAAACCCCGCACCGACUUCUCUCCUUUCGCCUGCUCGCCGUCCACAUCCUCAUCCUCUGCCCCACCUUCACUUUCUCCUCCCCUUCUCGAUGCUGCCGCCACCACCGCUGCUGGUAAUCGCCUUUGCCCUUCUACCUAUCGCCGUCGUCGUGGUUCCAUGCUGGAUCACUCACGCUUCAAAGAUGGUUGUUCCAGCAUCACAACAGCUAGAAUGGAGCAACGCUGUAAGGAUCCUAUUUCCAGUCACCAAAAUGAAAUCCUUAAGUUCCCUUUGGUUCAAGGUGGUAUGUCCAAGAACAAGGGACUGGAGCAUCUCUUCUCAAACUCAAUUGGAGUACAAUUUACUGAAGUUGAAUCAGGUUCUCAUAAUGCACUGUUGAGCUUCUCAGAUAAUAGGAAGGUUAGAAAACAAGGAAGUGCUACUACUGGAACAUUAUCUUUUACUCCUGAUAAAUUUACAUCAACAGUUACAGAAAGCAAUGAUGUUUGGACUCCAGGAAGUGUAGUAUGGGCAAAAAGAGCAUGCCAGAUGUGGCGGCCUUUAGAAUGCUUUGGAGUAAAGAGCUAUAAUCCUAUUAUAUCAUUUCAGGAUGCUCUGAAACAAAAUUUGCAUAGAAAGAAACACACAAGUCCCUUUAGAGUCUCAGGUGAAAACCCUGAAAUUCAGCACUCCCAGACACCCGACAAAUGGAAUGCAUCAAAUUCAAGCAGAACAGAGGAUGAUCAUGUAGAAAGAGGAAGGGAAAAAAGGAAGAGGAAACCGAAAGUUCAUUUUGAUGAGGGGACAUUUCCAACCAGAUCAGUGAAGAAGCUACGGAGACUCAGGAUAAUGCGGCAUCUUGGCCUUAUAGCUCCCAUUGGAUCCCCUUUUUCACUCCACACGUAAGAACUACUUAAAUCUUUUAGAGUUUGCAGUAUCUAAUUUCUUUGUACUUCCAACAUUACUGAAAUUAAUUUGGUAUUCUUUAUAAUUGCAAUGAAAUCCUAGGUUAAUAUUUGUGGUGCCUUUAAAGAGGAAAUUGCCAUCACAGUAAAGAUUAACCUCUGUGUUUCUCCC